CACAAUAGGUGGGUAGGGUUGUUUCUACCUGCUUUUCUGGAGCACAAUGGUCUGGCAUCCAAAGCCAUGAGGUGAGGGUGACCCAAAGCCAUGAGGUGACCUGCCUGCAGGGGAAUACAGUCUUCAGUCCGAGGUCCGGCUGAUAUCUACUAAUAUGGCAACACUGGAAUGAACCAUCUUGAAAGCAAGGCCCAUGACCUGCAGUGACGCCAGCUGAGCCAAGUCCAUGCAGCAGAGCUUGCUGUAAAAGCCACACAAAGCCCAGUUACCAGGCCCCGCCCCCGACGAGGCCCAGCCUUCGAAGAAACGGAAGUGGGUUUCCGGAAGCCGGAAGCGGGCGAACACUGGAACCCGAGUCGCUGGGAGCUGUGGCUAAGAGGCGGGUGGGGCUGGCGAUGGCGGAGAAGUUUGACCAUCUAGAGGAGCACCUGGAGAAGUUCGUGGAGAACAUUCGGCAGCUCGGCAUCAUCGUCAGCGACUUCCAACCCAGCAGCCAGGCGGGGCUGAGCCAGAAGCUGAACUUCAUUGUUACGGGCUUACAGGACAUAGAUAAAUGCAGACAGCAGCUACAUGAUAUCACGGUGCCUCUGGAAGUUUUUGAAUACAUUGAUCAAGGUCGAAAUCCCCAGCUCUACACCAAAGAAUGCCUGGAGAGGGCUCUUGCUAAAAACGAACAAGUCAAGGGGAAGAUCGACACAAUGAAGAAAUUUAAAAGCCUACUGAUUCAGGAACUUUCUAAAGUGUUUCCAGAAGACAUGGCCAAGUAUCGGAGCAUUCGGGGGGAGGAUCACCCGCCUUCCUAAUGUGCGAAGACCCCACAUCCUUCUGAUAACUGGACUGACCCAGUGAGAGCUGUGCCUGCCAAUGCUGCCUUCCAGCCACGGGACUGGCCUUGCCCCACCUCCCGCUCCCAUCCUUUGAGCUGUGGGACUCGGGGCUGGAGGAGCCGAGCUGUGCCCCACUGUCCCUGCAGCUCUCAGGCCCUUGGGGACCAGGCAGGAAGACAGCCUUGCUGAAUGUGACAUGGGCUUGGGAUUCUACUGGACAUUUUCUUUUCAUGUACUCUGUUCUGUUACACUGUCCAUAAGAGGAAACUUGGUUCUAUAUUUUACAUUUUCAGAUGUUGUGCAUAAGAAAAUAACUGUUUUCAUGGGUUUCAACUCGAUAUAAUAAAGCCUAAAGUUUACACUGCUCA
Messenger RNA from Rattus norvegicus (Norway rat), 1195 nucleotides. NCBI's taxonomy places the organism in Eukaryota, Metazoa, Chordata, Mammalia, Rodentia, Muridae. The record is from RefSeq and is a predicted model, not a curated record.